Messenger RNA from Arachis stenosperma, 1347 nucleotides. RefSeq lists its product as uncharacterized. Bases 1 to 1347 code for a protein of 448 amino acids. The record is from RefSeq and is a predicted model, not a curated record. The transcript is spliced from 4 exons. NCBI's taxonomy places the organism in Eukaryota, Viridiplantae, Streptophyta, Magnoliopsida, Fabales, Fabaceae.
AUGGAUGAGGCAGACGAGGGCGAGGAGGAAUCGGAUGAGGAUUACGUGGCGGACAGUGCGGACAGUGACUCGUCCGAUGGUGGGAAUGAGGAUGAGUGUAUUCCGAAGACAUGUCCUGAGGAUGAUGUGGCACGCCAUGUCCUGCCUCCACCUCACCCAAUUCCGGCGCUAUCGGCAGUGCCAUCUCACUAUCACAGUCUGCAUCUGGAUGCUAUGUAUGAGAAAACUCCAUUUUCUGACACUGGUGAAGAGGAUUACAACCAAGACAGCAGUGUAGAGUUUCGGUUAUCGGGUACCCAAUUACCCGAAUCGAACCAAUCCGUUCUUAAUCUUUGGUUUGGUUCGGAUACAUGUACAAAAAAACACAAAUCCGAACCAAACCGACCCGUGCUCACGCUUAGUAUUCGCAGGAGUGCGGAGUACUUGGUCAUCGAAUCGGAUCGGAUAAAGUACCAUGUGCAGUGUCAUCAAGCUGAGAAUGGGUGUCAAUGGAGCCUCCGUGUGGCCCUUCGGCAGAACCUCGGAUACUGGGAGGUUCGGAGGGUUGGUGGAGUGCACAGUUGUCUAGCACCCACCAUGUCUCAAGACCAUCAUCAGUUAGACAGCAGUCUGAUCUGCAGGGUCAUCUUGCUGUUGAUUCAGUCCAACCCCUCUGUGAGCAUUCAGGUUUUGCAAGGUGCGGCACUGCAGAGCUGUUUUUCUGGUACCAUUUGUGACCUACCUGUCAAACCGUUCUAUGAUAGACACCUCCUGAUACGCGACUGCAGUAUGUUCAACAAGGUAUUUUGGGCUUUUCCGUCAUGUGUCGAGGCCUUCAAGCAUUGCAAUCCCUUUGUAUCUGUAGACAGCACGCAUCUGUAUGGCAGGUACGAUGGAGUGUUGCUUAUUGCGUUGGCGCAAGAUGGGAAUAGUAACAUCCUGCCUAUUGCUUUUGGCAUUGUGGAGUCCGAGAGCACCGAGUCAUGGUCGUUCUUCCUUACUAAUCUGAGAUGCCACAGCACCCCACAAGACGGCCUGCUGGUUAUCUCUGACAGAUCUCAGUCCUUCAAGGCCGCGCUAAGCUUCGAUGAUAGUGGUUGGCAUCCCCCAAGAGCCUUCCAUGCUUACUGCAUCAGACACAUGGCUACGAAUUUCAUGACUCGAUUCAAGUCAGUCGAGGGCAAGAGAUACCUCAUUAACGCUUCUUACAGUCCAAGCAAGGCUGGGUACGAGUGGUACAUGGAUGCCUUGAGAGGAGUCUCCCCGUCGAUGGUGGACUGGGCGGGUCAUUUCAGAAAGGAGAUUUGGCUACAACAUUGCGACAGCGGGAAACGAUUUGGUCACAUGACCACAAAUAUGUCCGAGUGA